CCAACCAACCUCUCCCUAGGGCUUUAUAAAUGUGUUAUGGCCUUCUACUUCUUCACUGAACAAACACCAGAGAAAGUAAUAUGAACAGUCAUCAAACCACGCAGAUGUUGAAGCAACUAGAGCCAUGGUGCGAGCUUAAAGACAAAGUGGUUCUUCUGACCGGAGCUUCUUCUGGUAUAGGAAGAGAAGUCUGUCUUGAUCUGGGCAAAGCUGGCUGUAAGAUUAUCGCAGCAGCUCGCCGUGUCGACCGUCUCGAAUCUCUUUGCUCUGAAAUCAACAGCUUAAGUUCAACCGGGAUCCAAUUAGCCGCACCGAUCGAGCUAGACGUUUCAUCAGACGCAGCCACCAUUCAAAAAGCGGUCAAACAAGCUUGGGACAUCUUCGGAAAGAUAGAUGUGUUGAUCAACAACGCUGGAAUCAGAGGCAAUGUCAAGACGAGUUUAGAUCUGACUGAAGACGAGUGGAACACAGUCUUCAGAACCAACUUAACCGGACCUUGGUUAGUAUCCAAAUACGUCUGCAGUCUAAUGCGUGACUCAAAACGCGGCGGCUCGGUGAUAAACGUCUCGUCCAUCUCCGGUCUCCACCGAGGUUUGUUUUUCGGUGGAGUCGCCUAUGCUUGUUCCAAAGGCGGUGUUGACACCAUGACGAGGAUGAUGGCUAUUGAGUUAGGUGUAUACAACAUCAGAGUGAACUCAAUCGCACCGGGGCUUCUUAAGUCAGAGAUCACGCAAGGUCUUAUGCAAAAAGAAUGGCUAAAGAACGUGACCGAUAGGAUUAUACCGUUAAAGGUGCAACAGACCGUGGAUCCGGGAAUUACCUCGCUGGUUCGCUAUCUCAUUCAUGACUCUUCUCGAUAUGUCUCAGGAAAUAUAUACAUUCUUGACUCUGGAACUACAUUACCUGGCCUGCCCAUUUUUUCUUCUCUUUGAGCCUCAAAGCCCGUGUGUUGUAAUAAAAACAAUUAGAGCUUGAUACAUGCACCAAUGCAGAUGUUGUGUUUUACCCUUUUUUAUAAAUUGUUUAAUGACAUUUAUAAAAUAUAUAUGUCAUUUGGAUAAUUUUAGGUUCUAACACAUUAUAACUGAAUUCAUCCUACUCGAAUUCCGCCCAUAAAUUUAUAGUAUUUUUAAACAGAAUCUAAUUUAAAACCAAAAAAUUCUUAUACCUGAAAGAACUGAUUCCUAUCUGAACAAAUACCUAAAUAUACAUGCAUAUCUGAUUCUGUAAACAAAUAAAAAAUUCUUUGUAAAUAUAUUUGAGUUCUUGUCAAUGGAACAACCAAUCAAUCUAUACUAUAUAAAAGUUGAGGCUAUAAGCCAUUGAGGGUGUCCACGUAGGAUGUUAAACGAUCAAUCGUAGUAUGACAAAUCAUUAUUUAAGUUUACUAUUUUGAAAAAUGUUAAUAUUACAAAAAAAAAUCAUUUAUUUCAAACUAAAAUAUAAAUCAAUAUCAAAUAAGGUAAAUCAAUAAAAAUAUAAAUACUAUAUUAAGUUAACAAAAUGUUUAAUUAUUUUUUCGAAAAUUAAAAAAAUAAAUAACCAAAAGAAUAAUUAAUAAGUUUGCUAUUUUCGAAAAUGCCAAUAUUUCCUAAAAUCGUUUAUGAUAAAUCAUUUUUAAAAAUAUGUUAAUGUUUGCAAAAAAAUAUUUUAUCAAAAAAAUAAAUAUUAUCUAAUAAAGUAGGCUAAUAAAAUAUAUGAUUUCCAAAUUUAUGAUUUUUUUGUCAGCUUUUGUUUGGCCAGCUUUCCAAAUUUAUGUAUAUUGACAUAAAAUAGAAGUUUUAAUAUUUAAAGUCGAAAUAUAAUUAUUAGAUUUAAAAUUCAAAAAUUUUAAAAGUCAAAAAAGUAUCCUUAAAUACUAUAUUACCUUUAUAUAUUUUAAAAAUGUCAUAACAUAAAUGUAAUCAUAUUUAGUUAAGUAACAUAAUAAUUCAAUAAUAGCUAUUACAUAUAUAUAUGUAAGGGAAUUUUUCAUAUUUACCACGUUGUUGGUACUAUUAUUUAUGUUUACAUUCACUAAAGAGAUAUUUUCAAAAAUAUUUUACUCAUUAAGAAGUAAAAGACAUUUAUACACUUGCUAUAUAUAUAUAAUAAAUAAUUAUUUAAAUAAAAAAGUAAAAUUUUAUUAUGUUUCCGAAUUAUAUUUUUUCAAAUUCGAACUUUGUUAUAAAUUUCUUUUUGGAUUUUUUUAAUUUUAUUUUUGAAGUUCGAAAAUUAUUUUUGAAACCAUUUAAGAAAAAAACUUAUUAGUUUUUAAGUAUUUAUUUAUAUAUUUAUUAGAAUCUUAAAUUCUAUAUUCCAAAAACUCUGCCACACCCCUCAACUUUAAAGGAACAUUGCCACAAAUAUCACAUUCAUAGUACUACUUUUCAUGUUUACACUAAUCAUUUUUAUCGUUACUUUUAAUUAAGGGUAAAAUUCAUUUAUACCCUAGGGUUAACUAAUCUAGACUUAGAGUUUAGAGUCGAAGAAUGUAAUAAGAUUUUUAGAAUGUGAAAUUUAGGAUUCUAAUAAAUUUAUAAAUACUUAAAAAAUAUAAAAAAAUUUUAAAAAUAGUUUCAAAAAUAAUUUUUGAUUUUCAAAAAAAAAAUAUUUGGAAAAAAAAGUUCAAAUUUUUUUUUCAAAUUUUUUUUUAAAGUUCGAAUUGGAAAAAGCAGAAUUCAAAAACAUAAAUUUUUUUAUUUAAAUGAUUAUUUAUUAUAUAUAUAGAGAGCAAUGAUAUAAGAGUGUUUUGCCACUUUAUGAAGAAGAUAUUUUUGAAAAUGUUUCUUUAAUGGUGGUAAAAAAGAAUAAUGGUAGCAUGAAAGUGGUAAAUAUGAAAUUACUCCAACUUUGAAUCUAAAGUCUUGAUUAGUUUACCCUAGGAUUAUAAGUGUUUUUUUCCUCUUUGAAAGUGAAGGUAAAGAUGGUUAAGGUAAACAUGAAAAUGGUAUUAUGAACGUAGUUGUAACGUUCCGACCGUUCACGGCUAAUGGACCACCCACUCCCACUCACUCGGCCCAUGGUCUCAUCCCUUCUGACAGGCGGUGCGUUAAUUUUCCAUGGCCCGAAAAUCUUGUUUACUGACCAUGCAAUUACCACAUGACCUUUCUGCGUGCUUUGACCUCACUCACACGAUAUUGCGAAUCACUUCCUGAUGGGUCACACAUCCUUCCACUACUUUAGCUCAAGUACACUUAACUCUAGAGUUCUAAAUGGAUGUAUGACGGAAAAGGUUUAAUUAUUUUUCGAAAAUUAAAAAAAUAAAUAACCAAAAGAAUAAUUAAUAAGUUUGCUAUUUUCGAAAAUGCCAAUAUUUC
Messenger RNA from Brassica rapa (field mustard), 3299 nucleotides. RefSeq names its product 3-oxoacyl-[acyl-carrier-protein] reductase FabG. The record is from RefSeq and is a predicted model, not a curated record. Gene Ontology annotation, molecular function: oxidoreductase activity. NCBI's taxonomy places the organism in Eukaryota, Viridiplantae, Streptophyta, Magnoliopsida, Brassicales, Brassicaceae.